AUGCCCUAUCUGAGGCUUCCUGACUCAGGAGAGCAAAGUCCACAAGAUUUCCACCGAGAUGUGCUGAGCAAAGGCCGGAGCCCCAGAAGAAAACAAGUGUAGACUCUGAGCAAAGCUGCCCUCAUCCUGAGCGUGAGCUCGCUGCCCCUGGGGUCUGGGUGAUUGGCAAUGAGCCCUGUGAUGUCAGCAUUCAUGAGGGAGCUCCCCGGCUUGUUCCUGCUUGCUGGGGUCUUCCUACCUGUGACCUUGCUGCUGCUUCUUCUCAUCGCCUACUUCAGGAUCAAACUGAUGGAGGUUAACGAAGAACUGUCGCAGAGCCCCCAUCACCAGCAGAAACGCAAGGCUGGCUCUUACCUGUACCAGUGGACAAAAAGAACAUGACUUGGGGACUGAUCCAUGGCUAAAGCGCAGCGAAUUUCUACUGGUCAGAGAGCAACGGUCAAUGGCUUAGCUAAUGAAAUAAGUUCAUAAAUUCAAACAACAGCACAAAUGGAAUACUGAAAAGCUUGUUCUGAACCACUUUGCAAAGUGGCAGCUAUGACCCAGGGGUACAUCUAUGAGACUCAGUUAAAUAGCAGUUCGUUGGAGAGUACCAAGAAUAUAAGAUUCUCUUGGAUGUGUACUAUGGACUGGACGCUUGGCAACUUUUUAACUUUUAUAGGACUCUGUCUACUCUGAAGGACACUAUUUUUUUAAGUAAAAUUCUUAAGUAUCCUUAUUACAUAAUCCCAUGGAAGUGUACAUCAUUCUGAUUUUAUAGAUGAAUAAAUUCGGGUAGAGAGCAAACAGAUAGCAAAAGACAAGUGCCUUGAGAGCACUGUGGAUUCCCUCUGCGAGAGCAUUCCCACUUCCUCCGCCUGCCCCACGGCAACUCUAAAAUGACGCCCUUCCAGGCAUCACUUCCGGCCCUGAG
Messenger RNA from Zalophus californianus (California sea lion), 913 nucleotides. It is a transcript of the gene SMLR1, whose product is annotated as small leucine rich protein 1. The record is from RefSeq and is a predicted model, not a curated record. NCBI's taxonomy places the organism in Eukaryota, Metazoa, Chordata, Mammalia, Carnivora, Otariidae.